Molecule: messenger RNA, 6525 nt
Organism: Pantherophis guttatus
Lineage: Eukaryota; Metazoa; Chordata; Lepidosauria; Squamata; Colubridae
Gene: DCUN1D1
Product: defective in cullin neddylation 1 domain containing 1
Biological process (GO): protein neddylation
Cellular component (GO): ubiquitin ligase complex
Molecular function (GO): cullin family protein binding; ubiquitin conjugating enzyme binding; ubiquitin-like protein binding
Source: RefSeq, a predicted model, not a curated record
UGACCUGCUGAUGUUGAUGUCAUGACCUUCUGCAUGUAUCUCUCUCUCUCUCUCUCUCUCACACACACACACACACACACACACACACAUGGAAUUAUCCUGGGAAAUUGAGGAAUAUUUUUAAUUAAUUUGAUGGCAAUGGCUAUGUUCCACAAAACAUUAAUGCUAUAUUUGGUUGGUCAGUAUUUUUUUUUUUAAAUUUUGAUUUAUAUGCCACCCUUCUCCAGAGACUCAGGCAGGUAUUUGAGGCAGGGAUGAGAACAUGGGCCUUAUUCAAAUGUUAACUUUCAGCAUGAAAAUUGCUUUGUAAAUUAGAGCAGAUUAGUAUUGUAAACACGUUUAUAGUAUUUGAAAACCUUUUCUUCUCUCUGUGUGUGGGUGUGUAUGUGUACAUAUAUGUGUGUGUGAACACUUUCUAGAUACUUGUUACCUCAGUGAUGUGCUGCCCAAAACAGCAUGUAAAAUUCUUCAGGAAAUAUAGCCAGUUGUACCAGGACUCUUUUGGUACUUACAGUUGUGUUUAGGUGCAGUUAAUUUUAUCUUCUGUGUAUAUACCCAGGAUGUUUCUCCUUAGACUAAUUUAUUGCAUCUGCAUUUAGCUUCCUAGGAAGAGAUGUGAUAGACCAUUUCUCCAUCUCUGGCAAAGUGUAUUUGAACUGUAGCCAGCAUCUUAGUUAACCUUGGUUGAACUCAGAAAUUAAGCAGAGUUAGUACUUGAAGAGGGGGUACAAUUUAAAAUCCCAAUUACAUUGUCAUUGCCUGGAGGACAAUGACAAAUAAUUUCUUUAAUGCUACCAAGAAAACUACUGAUGUGUCAUCUGGAUAAAAUUUAUGGUUCGCAUUUUUGCCUCCUGUCCCCCAUUAUUUCUGCCCAUCUCACCAGGUCUAGUAGGGAAGGCCAUGCUCUGGCUCCCUUCCUUCAAACAAUGGCAUCCUGAUGGCCCCAACCAUGUUAGUCUUUUGUAUAACUCUGAAGACCUGGCUGUUACCUCUGGCAUUUGGGCCAGGAGCCAGGCAAACUCUACUGGUGAUGUAUUUGGUUCCUGCUGAUUUAACCUUAGGUUUCAUUGUUUGUAUCUUUUUGUUUUGGUUUUUAAUCCUUGUACCCUUCUCCCAUAGUCAUUGGUGGUGGUGGUGGAUGGUUAUGUAAAUCAUUUAAACAAAUCUAUUUAAAUAAGGGAGCGAUGGCUCAGUGGUUAAGACGCUGGGUUUGUUGGCUGGAAAGUUCGACAAGGUUCAAGACCUGACCACCACUCAACGGGAUGAACUCCUGUUACUCGCCCCAGCUCCUGCCCACCUAGCAGUUUGAAAGCAUGCAAAUAACAAGUUGAAGUCAUCGCAAAAAGAUAAAGUUCGGCAGUUUAUGAUCUUCACGCAAUCCAGUGAAAAAACAGCCGUGAAUUGCCUGUCUCAGAAUGACUGGAAGCUAGAUGUUGCAACAGAUAAUUUUUUUCAAAAUCCUGAACUGUAUAUACGAGAAAACAUUAAGGGAUCACUGGAUCGAAAGAAAUUAGAGCAACUAUAUAAUAGAUACAAAGAUCCUCAAGAUGAGAAUAAAAUCGGCAUAGAUGGCAUACAGCAGUUUUGCGAUGACUUGGCACUAGACCCCGCCAGCAUUAGUGUCUUGAUAAUUGCCUGGAAGUUCAGAGCUGCAACGCAGUGCGAAUUCUUAAGGAUGGAAUUCAUGGAUGGGAUGACGGAACUCGGAUGUGACAGCAUAGAAAAACUAAAGGCCCAGCUUCCUAAAAUGGAACAAGAAUUGAAAGAGCCAGGAAGAUUUAAGGACUUUUACCAGUUUACUUUCAACUUUGCAAAGAAUCCAGGACAGAAAGGUUUAGAUUUAGAAAUGGCCAUUGCCUAUUGGAAUUUAGUACUCCAUGGAAGGUUUAAAUUCCUAGACUUGUGGAACAGAUUUUUAUUGGAACAUCAUAAAAGAUCUAUACCGAAGGACACUUGGAACCUUCUUCUAGACUUCAGUGCAAUGAUAGCAGACGAUAUGUCAAAUUAUGACGAGGAAGGCGCCUGGCCUGUUCUUAUCGACGACUUUGUGGAAUUUGCACGACCUCAGAUUGCUGGAAUCAAAAGUACGACAGUGUAGUGCUAUCGGAACCUUCUAACCUGUACCUAGUCUGUACAAAUAAACAUAAUGGGGAAAAAAAAUUGCAGUCCCUUUCUGCCAAUGACUGAACUGGACCGAAGACCAAUCCUCAAGAGAUAAGAGCUGAGGGUGGCUGCAAACUUGUAAGGAUUAUACCUUGGACCAUAUCAGACUACAGGUGGCUUGGCCUUCUCUCCCAGCCUGGGCUGCCCUAACCCCACGGAAACUCCAGCAUUGUGGAUAUAUCAUCUUGUCCCUCCCCUCCUUUUUUUAACGGAACCUCCUAAUGCUUUCCAUAGAUCUUUCAUGUUUUUUGGAUGACUCUUUUUGACAUUUCCGGUUUCCACACCUAAAGUACGUUCUGUUUUUUUUUUCCACCAAGCAAACUCUUUGGUAUUCCCGUUUCACAGCUCGCUCUCACAAUCCACGUGUCCUAAUUCUAAAAAAGCCGACAGGAAAAAAAACACAAAAUUAUCUUCAGCUAACAUAUUUUGGGGCUAUCUGCAACGACUGUGCUGAGACUAUCCUAAAACAGUGUGUUUGGAUCCAUGAUUAUUAUUAUUAUUAUUAUUAUUAUUAUUGUUUUUUCAAAUGGUCGAUUUACAGCUGUUGUCAGUGUGAGUGGCAAGGGCUUGUUGUUGUUGUUGUUGUUUGCUUGUGCGGUUGAAAGCAGAUGUCGAAAAGACCCAGCAAAAACCUGGAUUUUUGUCCCACUCUGGAACAGGCUUGCCAGCUGCAUCGGUGCGUUGCCACCUCUAGGUCGGCGAAUGACUUUGCGGUGUCCUUUGAUGUCAGACAUAUUGGGUGCCUCAUGCCGACGGAGGAAGCUUCCUUUAGCAUCCUGCUUUUGCUGAUGGGUGGUUUUUUCUUGCUGAUGAGCACAACAGUCCUUUGGCCACCUUGUUUCUGUGCCAUAUUGUGUGUGCAGCAUCAAAAGAAAGGAGGAUGAUACUGGAGUCUGACCACUGGUAAUGUUCCUGCUAACUUAAUUGGGUCGCACUGUUUCUCAGGCAGGUGUGGGCAGCUUCUUCUGGGAAUUGGGUCAUUAUCCCGUAUUCCCAAAGGGAGAGAAACCCGUCCACAUUUGAUCACAUAACUGCUAUUUCUGUCUCUUCUAUUAUUAUUUUUUUACGGAGUGGUUGAAAUUAGAGUAUUAUUGAGCCUGGCUGUUCUUAAGUUUUAAUAGGUGAGGCUUUGCCCAGUAAGGACCAGUGGGCACUCUACUGUGGGAAUAAGAAAUUGCUCACCGUUACUCUUAGACUUACCUAAUCUUAUUAGUCUUGAAAUACCAUCAGUUACCCAGUCUUAUUAGUCGUUCAUUAAUUGUCCAAUUUUAUCAGCCUUGAAAUACUCAUUUUCUCUUCAAGGAACUAUCUCCUUUCCCCCCCAGCCACUAAGUUCUACUGAAUUGUUAAGACUUGAAUGCAAUACUCAACUUGUAAUACUUGCUACAUUUUAUAAAACUCUUGAUUUGAGCCCAGGAAGGUUUUGCAAAAUAACCAUGAAUGUAAUGCAAAUUUAUUCGAGGCUGAGUAGCACAAGCCAAACCCACGCGAGUGUGAGUAGGACUACCACCAGGGAGCCUUCUUCGCCUGUGGUGGGUUCUUAUUUUACAACUGCAGUUCACUGUGAUCGUCACGCAGAGACAUCCCAGCGCCCAGAACAAGCUUUUUCUGUGGGCCUAUGCAAACCUCACCAACCUGAUGCCUGCGGAUAUUUAGACUUUCAGAUUUGACACGGGGAGUAGAUGGUUUGCAAGUCUGAAAGCCUCCAGAUGAGGGAAGGGUGUUAGAUAGCAACUGCACGAAGAGGAAACCUCCCCCCCCCACACUUUGCAUUGACCACAAUGGGGUCUGUAUGUGGAGUAAUUAUUCACUAACUGCAGUUCCCGCUUAAUCGCAGGGCCGCCUCUGUUUGGGCCAUCCAUCUUUUCCAUGCCACUCCAAAUUCUAUCCGACGUAAUCCAGCCAAAUAGGUUCAGCCCUUUCAAUAGAAGAAAGAGAAUCCUUUUUACUUGAUUCUGUCAUUGUCUGCAGCGGAGAGUAGCUAUGUACUUUAACGUGGCUGGAUCAUAACAGACUAACAGAUGUAAUGUUUUUAGUGGUAAAGGGGGGGGAAUCAAGAUUGUCCUUUUGGGUACCAGCAAAGGGGAUGGGGGCAGGUGACAUCAUGUGCGAUGCCCUUAUCAUGUCAAUGCUGCAGCUUGCAUCAGACACGCAUGUAAGUGUAGCAUUGGCAUGAAAGCAUCAUGACACACAUGUCAUUGAGUGGCCAUCGCAAGUGGCUGCAGAUUCCAUUAAAUGCCCGAGAGGCUUGUGUGUUCCUUUCCCACCUACCUACCUACCUACAUUCCCCUCUUCUCUUUUCCAGCAUAAAGCAUAUUUAGCUUUGAAUUUCACUGAAGGUCGAUGCUAAUGCUAGUUAGUUGAAAACCAGAACAUGUACUUUAGGUCAGGAACUAGCUAGAGUCUGCAGAUUGCAAUUAUUGCAAAAUUCAUCGUUCUGAAACGUGCUGAAAUGGAAAGGAUUUACCCAGGUGAGAAAGGUAGAGGGACAUCCAGCAUUUUCAGGUUUUUCAAUCAUGAUGAAAGAUUGAAAAUGCUACACCCACUGUGGUCCAGGUAUGUUUUGGCUUGCCACUAUUUUUUUUGUCCAACUGUAGACAUUUUUUUUUUAACUUGACACUUGUGGUUUUUAAUUCUUUGUGUUUUUAUAUGAUAGCAGCACUUGAAAUACCUCCUGGCUUUUAAUCGUUUUAACACCACUUUGCCCUUUUCUUAAACAAAAACAUAAUCGUUCAAUAGAACAACAUUGGAAACAUGGAUUCGAGGUAUUUAAAACUCCUUUGUAAUAUUUAAGAAUGAGAAGGGCAAGUUUGAUAUAGUUUAUGAUGUUUUCUUGCUAAUGUCUCUUGUAUCCAUGUCAUUAAAAUGCACUUUUACGCAGAUGCUAAAAUAAUAGGAGGAAAAAUCUUAAUUGCUUGAUUUAUUUUUUUAAAAAAAAACACCCAACAACUCUUGUCAGGAUCCUACAGCCACUCCCUCGGUAACCUUUUGGAAAAGUUUAAGGAAACCAUUGAAUAAAAUUGGAAAUCUUUUAGCUGCUGGAAUUGGCAAAGUCAAGUAUGUUAUUUACUCUUUGUUUCUUCUCUUGUGUAAAUAUGAGCGAAGACUUGAAUUAUGAAAACUCUACAAAGGGUGCGUGUGCUGUUUUUCUGUCUUAAAAUUUGGGUACAGCUUUCUCAGAAUGAGUCAUUGAUGUAUGCUGUGUAUUUUUUGUGUUUUAGUGUGUGUGUGUGUGUGUGUGUGUGUGUUGUUUUUUUUUUAAUCUUAACGAGAUGUACUGAAUUCUAUCCCUGUGCUGAAGAUUAGGGCAUAGAUGCCAUGCUGUUCUUGUUUUUUUAAGAUGAUUCCUUUUGCAAUGUUGAGGCCUUUUCAACAAAAUGGAAUUUGCCAUCAGUUUGGUACUACACAAUUUAUAAUUACUGUGUAAUUAUAAAACUGCAUUACAUAAAGCAUUGCUGUCUUAAGUAGCAGAAAAACUGAGGUUGUUUGUGUGAUAAGCAUUCUUGAAUUUUAAAAAGUGAUUUUAAAUCCAGAGGCAAAAAUUGGUCACCUGCUUUUCAGUGGGACGUGUACUGUCAAAGUGGUGCUAGGGUUUGACUGUGUUUAAUGGCAGAAAUAUUGGGCUUAAUUAUUUGUUUCUGAAUGUAAAAUGCCUGGCUCUAGCAAAGACUAAAAAUGUUCAGACAUAUCCCCAUGUAUGUGUGCAUGAUUUUUUUUUAAGUUUUAAAAAUGUAAACUGAAUUUCUACUUGGGUUGAUUUAAUUAAUAAAAACAACCCAUGUGUGCAUCCAGCGGUAACUUGACCCUUCCUAAUCAUUUUCCUUUUGCCAAAUACCAGACAAGCAGUAAAUGCUUAACCUUAUCUACUUUUGGAGUUUUAUUGUUGUAUGUAAGCCUAGAUCUUCUCAGCCAUGCAGAUCACUUGGUAAUUUUAUUUCAGUUAUGUGAUCAACAUUUUUCUGUCAUUUGAAUUGUAACUACUGAGAAAAAGUACUUUCUGCAACCCAGAGUCAAUAAAAUAACUAGCCCGAUUGUCAUGGCAAAACUUUCACAUGAAUUAUGCCAUUGGAGAAGAAGCAAAAAUGACUUUGUUUCUUGAUUAGUUUUAUUUUUUUUUUUAAAAAAAAAAAUCAUGGUGGUGAGAAGAAGAAGAGAAUGUUGCAAAUUAACAUUGUGCUUGCCAUAUAAAACACAGAUUGUGGUUGCCCAAACUGGAGGGGUUUUUUUUCCCAAACAUGGUUUGAAGUUUCUAAUUUGUGGGGUGAGGGGGAAAAAAAAGUGGUACCUUGAUGUUUUCUUUGGUUGGUCCAAAGCUAUGAAUUGUGAACCUGCUAAAUAAAGUAACUUAUUUCUUCAAAACUA